Branchiostoma belcheri (Belcher's lancelet) is the source of this 3947-nucleotide messenger RNA. RefSeq lists its product as uncharacterized. Lineage: Eukaryota; Metazoa; Chordata; Leptocardii; Amphioxiformes; Branchiostomatidae. The coding region runs from base 137 to 3895 and encodes 1252 amino acids. The record is from RefSeq and is a predicted model, not a curated record. The transcript is spliced from 3 exons.
CAUAUCACGGCGACCGGCGGUCAUUCUUCGAACACUACUCAGCGGCGCGUCAAGAGCUAACUCUCGGGAGUUGAGGUACACAGAACCCCACGUGCCACCACCGGUCCGCUUUCUGCUCAGUACCGUGGAGAACAAAAUGAUUAAGUCGACAACCUUGCUGUUGCCUUCCCGGAGGGCGAUGCGGUACGUCCUCUUCGCCGCCAUAGGACUCGUCCUCGUCACCGUCGUCUACAGAAGCGCCGGCAACAACCUCCCCGAGAAGGUGCGCCAGGCUAUGAAGGUUGUGUCGGAAAAGACAUCCGUGGGGUGCCGCCUGGACAGCGUUGUGUAUUCCCCAAUCAUUCCCAUUCACGCUCCGCUUCCAAUCAAAGUAGAGGUCACCGGCACACAUAGUCGCCAUGCUCCCCGGGCGAAGGCAACAGUUGUGGCAAGAUGCAAAGGCGCAAAAGACAUCGAGUCUGGCCUCACCUUAUAUUACGGCAUCGGCUCUGCUGUCCUGACCUUCCCCAAGCCCGGAGUCUGGGAAGUGUCGGUCAGAGUGAACAGGUACAUCGCACAGGACUCGGCCGAGAACAGCGAGACGGAGUCGUGCUCUCAGACGUUUCCCGUGGAGGCAGUGGACCUCCGUCACACAGACAUUCCGGUCAGAAAAGUGUCGGGAGCUUCUCUUGGCCUGGACAAAGAUUCUGCCUGGUCUAGGGGCAUCGUGGUCAUCGAGGGAAGCUUGAAGAUUCCUGCGGGAGUCACGUUGACUGUGAAACCGGGCGUGGUGUUUCUUAUGAGCCCAGGGUCACGUCAAGACGUCGUCGGCCAGGUGAAGAUGGGAAAAGAGGGGCAUGAUCCAGUCCUCUUCACGGCUUUGCCUGAUGAAAAGGGGAGGGUCAAGCCGUGGGACCAGAUCGUGUUUCAUCGAGGAUCGAAGGGCGACCUCCGGAACACCUGGCUAACGCACGGCGGGAGCGCGAAGAGCCCCAACUUCGGCAGCCUGGACACCACGCCGGUAGUUCAUGUCCAGAAAAAUGCCGCCGUGAAUUUUCAUGGAGGGGGGCUGGUCGACAACGUCGGCGAAGCCAUCAGAGGAGAAGUCUGUACAAUCGUCCUUCAAGGGACGGUCAUUGCCAGGUGUGAGGGGGGCGGUUCAGCGAGAGAGGCUGUGUUUCAUAUGGACAAUGUUCACGUCACUGAGAUCAGCCAAGACCAGAGAAUCACAUCUGAUUUCACGAAGGACUCGUUCUCCUUCUUCUCGCCUGGAACCACAUCAGAGCCAUCCGACGUUUCCGUGAUUUCUAACAGUGUCUUCGCGGCUGGCGGCGGUCUGGGCAUCAAUCAGCAGGGUUCUCACGUCAUCGUGGAGUCAACAAUCAUCGAGGACUUCCGUCGGGCUGGUGUUCUGACGUCAGGUGAGAAGAGCCACGUCACUCUGAGGAAUCUGAUCAUACGGAACUGCGCGAUCGGACUGCGUGUUGGCUACGGUAAAAUGAACGUGACGCUGGACGACUCUGUGGUUGUCAACAACAAAGUCGGCGUCUGGUAUGGAGAAGGUAGUGUGGAUAACGUGGCUACUCUGGACAUCAACAACGUUCUGGCCAUCGGAAACUCGGAGAAAAACCUCAAGGUUUACAGCACCGGAGUGGAGCGAACCAACACCGACCGCGGCUCUGACAACGUGCGGUUGCGAUGCUUCUUCGUGAACACUGGGUCGACGAAACGUACGCCGAAGUCCACUUUUUCACUGCCCCAACGGAUGCCGCAGAAACCCUGCCUACAGCCCCAAGUCUACCUGGACCAUCCAGAAUGUCAACUCAACGUGCAGGUGCCACGUGCCGAGUGCAUGUGGACAGACUACAGCCCUGAACCGCUGGUGGACGCUCGCCUGGAGAGGAUCGACCUCUGCGCGAACUGCUGUAAGGAGGCGACGGAGGAACUGACGUUCGGCAGUUACGACCAUUGGCGUCUGAAGGACAUCCAGGACCUGAAGGACGCGUCCAUCAGCACGGAGGGCAGCGCGCCGGGGGCGGAGUGUGGACUCUCCUUCUCCGCGGACUUCUACCAGUACACGGACAGCCAGUGUCUAAAAAGUAAAGUCCGAAUCAAGUCGGUCUUCAGUAACAUAUCCCACAACCAGGCGGAGAGCCAUCUGAGAGAGCUGAAAACCUACUACUUUGACCGGGUUCUGCAGUUUCACCUGACGCCGCCGUCUUUCGGACUGAUGCUCGAUUUUUCACACAUCCUGGACUCCAACGCGUCCGCGUUUAUCGACAAAACCAUGAGCUGCGGUCUGAGCGACAACAACGGCAAUCAGGUUUCCACGUUCGUCACUGCGUGGGUGCCUGAUAUUGGGAUGUUCACGAAGUUAUCUGUGCUGUUAGCGGACUUAGUCCACCCGAAGAACUUCUACCCUUACGUCAUGUUUCUCUAUCUGUCCAACUGCAUGAAAUCCGGACAUUCCCACUUUGCCAGCAAAGAAACUUUCGAUUACAUCCUCAUCGACAACGAUCGUUGUUUCGUGCCGGAGAGGGUCGUGGCCCUGAACUUCACUCUUCACUACCGCAAACGGUUGACGGUGUUAACAGACACGUUAUUCUCCAAGACACACGUCUGUGACAUGCCGGCAGACAUAAUCAAUAAAUUCAAACAUGCCAACGCCGUCUCAUCAAAAGUGCCAAGUUUAGGAAGUCAACUAAGGGAGGAGAUCAUUAAAGACGAAGAAAUGGGACCGCUUAUAUUAAAGGAAAACCCAGAAAUAUACGAAGAGAUUGAUGGACGUGUAUCCACCCUGUUAGCUCACUACCAUAGGAAUUGCGACGAAUACGACGCGGACAAAUACGACCCUAUUCUGAGACAGAUGUACAAGACAGGUGCCAUCCAGUACGCGUACAUGGUCCAGGGAAGGGACUACAUGAUUGCGAAGUUCGAAGACGACCACAUUGGUUACCUGAAAGUAGUCGGAACAUCAGUUCGGCAGCGUAUCGCUGGAGAAAUUAUGAACGGAGGCUUUGCCGAGCUCGUGGCCUACCAUGUCGACCGUCUCAUGGAGCUGGGCCGGACCCCGGUGGUCGCUUCUCGCCGCCUGUUUCUCGAUGAUUCUCUCCGCCUGAAAGGUGUAAUUGAACCGCAUGGAGACCUCCUACACGACUAUACGUCAAGUAAGGUUACGUUGGAGAAGUUCUUGUCCCAAGUCAAAGAUGAGGGCAAAGAUACGGACAAGACAAUCCAGUGGGUCGCGAACCAGAUGAAAACGGAGGACGGAGCUCCGUUCUUGGACAUUGUGGUGGUUGGGAGAGUUAAAUCCCUCCGCGUUGAUGUAGACUUGAAUCCUAAGAUGAAGGACUUUCUGUCGCACCACAUCACCUUCAAUGACCUUGAGGACGCGGGAGUGACCCGUCAGAUGACGUGGGACGUCACCGACGCCAUCGUCUUCGACUUCCUGACGCACAACUCGGAGCGCACCGGCCUGGCGACGUCAGAACUACGUCACGUCGUCUACGACAACAGACCCGCCUUCUCACCGUCCAUCCCGACCGCAGUUUGUGAGUCGAUCCUGCGCUGCCAUCCAGCGCUCUAUCCGCCCCCCUCCCCCAACCCGCACGGCCCAACCAACUGCCCUGCCGCGUGUUGGGGAGGGGACGACGGUGAAACAGCCCUCGAUGGAAACUGUAGAUUUAGAACACACGUGUUAGAACGCUUUUACAACUUUGAGACAAAUACAUCCAGAGCGGACGAAUUUGUGGACUCUCUCGAGAAAGCCUUGGCUAAGGAGGCUUUGGACGUGCAGUCCAUCGAAAACUAUUUCGGACAGGUAGACCUGUACACAGGACUGAAGGAAAGGAUAUCCUACCUUCUAAGUCACAUAGAGCAGUGUCAGAAACAAUAUGGUGACGAUACUUUGAUCUAAUUUGGCGUCUCCACACUUAGGGUGUUACUUUCUACUUUUGAAAAGGCAAACU